UUGUAUCUGGUAGUCAUCACUUUCGAGCCGAGGGGGUUUCAGUUUCGGUAGGGCUGAGUGACGGACGGGGCCGUUGGCAAAUUUGGCUACGAUGGUCACUUGUGUGUGGGAGCCGAGGUCGGUGAUAGUACCUGCCUUUUUUUCGCUCCAGGCAAUGAGUGAUCUUUACCUCGUACCUAGUGCAGACGCACCAGACACGCGGACCGUUAUACUGAUUGCGCUUCUUCGAAUACCUACCUUGCAACCGAUGCGACUUUGGGGGAUUUCUUUUUUCCUUUUUUUUUUUUUUUUCUUAUCUGCUAUGUCUGGUCUACCUCUACAUGUAGGGAAGAAACACGGGAUGAUUGAUCGAGGAGGGUACCAGUACUUCCAGAUAUCUAGAAUACGUCGUCUAUUUCAACCUUCGUGGCUGUCUCUCUACUUUAUUUCUUGUUCGUUUCCUCGUCCUUCCGCGCUGCUUACUUUUCCAUUAUCCGUGUUUCUUUUUUUCUUCUUUUUCUUUGAGAUCAUCCCGUAACCUACCUACCUUGGAUACAAGGAAUACACCAUACCAAGAAAACACUGCUAAAUGUCAACCC
Molecule: messenger RNA, 578 nt
Organism: Neurospora hispaniola
Lineage: Eukaryota; Fungi; Ascomycota; Sordariomycetes; Sordariales; Sordariaceae
Exons: 2
Coding region: 92-517 (141 amino acids)
Source: RefSeq, a predicted model, not a curated record